AUGACUGAUGUUUGUGCCUUUAAAAAAAGAAAGCUCUCAUCCUCCGUUGAAACUGGUGUUGUUGAAGCAAAUUCAUCAUCAACAAUAAUCAAUGAUAAUGUUGAAAAAGGCGAUUUCUCUCCGACAAGUUUCAACGGACCAUUUGCUGAAGAUAUUAUUUUUGAAAUUCUUCAUUUCCUUGAAUCGUUGUUUAUCAUUCAAAUUGGUAUGAAAAUUUCAAAACAAUGGAGACAAGUAUCAUUUCAAAUUCCUCUCUCAUUAUCAUUCAUACCAAAUCACUUCAAACAAACUCGUGAAUCAAUCAAACUGUUAGCUGAUUGUGAAUGCUUGAAAAAUUUAAGUUCUUUGAAUCUACAUGGCAAUGAAAUUGGUAAUGAAGGUGUUAGCUAUAUUUCUGCAAGCGAGUACUUAAAGAAUUUGGUUUCUUUGGAUCUAGGAUGGAAUAGAAUUGGUAUUGAAGGUGUUAAAUAUAUAUCUACAAGUGAAUCAUUGAAAAAUUUGACUUCUUUGGAUAUGAGACACAAUAGAAUUGACAGUGAAGGUGUCAAAUAUAUUUCUACUUGUGAAUCAUUGAAGAAUUUAGUUUCUUUGGUUCUGGGAUGGAAUGACAUUGGCAGUGAAGGUGUUAAAUAUAUUGCCACAAGUGAAUCAUUGAAGAAGUUGACUUAUUUGAAUCUGGGAUGGAAUAACAUUGGCAGUGAAGGUGUUGAAUAUAUUGCCACAAGUGAAUCAUUGAAGAAUUUGACUUCUUUGAAUCUAAUAUACAAUGAAAUUGGUAGUGGUAUCAAAUAUAUUGCCUCAAGUGAAUCCUUGAGGAAUUUGAUUUCUUUGAAUCUGGAUGGUAAUGAUGUUGGCAAUGAAGGUGUCAAAUAUAUUGCCACAAGUGAAUCCUUAAAGAGUUUGACUUCUUUGAAUCUGCGUAGCAAUGAAGUUGGCAAUGAAGGUGUCAAAUAUAUUAGCACAAGCAAGUCGUUGAAGAAUUUGACUUCUUUGAACCUGUCUGAGAAUAUAAUUGACAGUGAAGGCGUCAAAUAUAUUGCCACAAGUGAAUCUUUGAAGAAUUUGACUUCUUUGAAUCUGCGUGGCAAUGAAAUUGGCAAUGAAGGUGUUAAAUAUAUUGCCACAAGCGAGUGGUUGAAGAAAUUGAAAAAACCUGUAAGAUUUUGA
Messenger RNA from Naegleria lovaniensis, 1167 nucleotides. RefSeq lists its product as uncharacterized. The transcript has a single exon. The record is from RefSeq and is a predicted model, not a curated record. Gene Ontology annotation, molecular function: small GTPase binding; GTPase activator activity. NCBI's taxonomy places the organism in Eukaryota, Heterolobosea, Eutetramitea, Acrasida, Naegleriidae. Gene Ontology annotation, biological process: activation of GTPase activity; nucleocytoplasmic transport. Bases 1 to 1167 code for a protein of 388 amino acids. Gene Ontology annotation, cellular component: cytosol; nucleus; perinuclear region of cytoplasm.